UCAAAAUUGAUGUUUUUGCGAGGUUAUAUUUGUAUUUGAGACAGGUUUGUGUAUAAAAAUGGUAUUUAGGCGACUGUUACAGCCUCGACAAUUACAAUUAAUAAGAACGUAUUGCAUUCCAAAGGAAAGCUUAAAACAGAAAGUUCCAGAAAAUGAGAAUUUAAAAGACCAAAGUGAAAAAAUCCUGCCUGAUUCAUUUAGUAGACUUGGAGAUAAUGGAACCUCAAAGACAAUAGAUGGGACUACCUUACCCAAGGAUAAUCAAAUUUUUAGCGCUAUAGGAGCUACAGAAGAACUUUUGAGUUUUUUAGGUUUAGCUAAGGAACAUGCAAACGAAUCUGAACAGCAGUACACAGAUAAGCUCAAGAGAAUCCAAACCAUUAUCAUAGAUAUCAGUACUGCAAUUUCACGAUCGAAUCUAAAUAAAUGUACUAUUCCUGCCACGUAUACAAUCGAAUUGGAGGACUGGAUCCACGAAUAUUCAAAGCAACUUCCCCCACCAGAACAAUAUAUUAUACCGGGUGGAGGCAUGGCUAGUGCCUCACUUCACGUAACGAGGUCCAUUUGUCGGAAAACCGAGAGAAUCCUGGUGCCCUUAGUAAGACAGGGAUUACUAGACAAACAGGCUCAGAUAUACCUCAACCGACUCUCGGAUUUCUUGUUUACAAUCUCUCGAAUAGCCGCCAAGCAUGACCAGAGGGCCGAGACUAUUUAUAUUCCCAAACCCGACGAGAAAGUGCAGGCUCAGUAAUUGCAUAGCUAUUACAUAAUUUAGUUUGUAGCUAGCGAUUUAGUGGCAUCAAUUGAAACGUUAUCAAUUUGUUUUAAUUGAAACAGGCUGAAACUUUUAUAUUAACUAGUUUUGAUAGUAUUUCGUUUAUGCUUACGAUUUUUUUUAACAGUGAUCUUUUAUUUUAGGGUGAUAUGUGUAAGAAGAAAGUAAAGUAUAUUCUUUCAAGUUUUUCCUUCAUUAUUUUACAAGAUAUAUAGAUAUUCGUUGUAUAUAUUGUAUAUAUUUAAGUAAUUGCCAAAUGAUAUUGUGAUUGCAGCUAAUAAAUAUGAACUCAAA
This is a messenger RNA of Anoplophora glabripennis (Asian longhorned beetle), 1069 nucleotides long. RefSeq names its product cob(I)yrinic acid a,c-diamide adenosyltransferase, mitochondrial-like. The record is from RefSeq and is a predicted model, not a curated record. The transcript has 4 exons. NCBI's taxonomy places the organism in Eukaryota, Metazoa, Arthropoda, Insecta, Coleoptera, Cerambycidae. Gene Ontology annotation, molecular function: corrinoid adenosyltransferase activity. Bases 59 to 751 code for a protein of 230 amino acids.